AUGACCUCCGGGGCCACGGAGGAGGCCGUGCAGGCCUGCCCGGCGGCAGGGGAGGGAGGAGGGGCAGGUCUGACCCGGCCCGGAGCCCCUCACAGACCCGGCCAUCCGCCCACAGGGCCCGGCCUGCCGGCCGCUCCUCCAACCCGGCUCCCAGGAGACCGAGAGGAGCCCCCAAUCCCAAGCUUCCCUCGGAGGCUGCGGCGCCUGUCAGGAUGCCCGUGGCGGAGCUGGCAGUCUGGGAAGAGUGCGCUGCACCUGCAGAAGCCAGGGGAGGAGGAGGAGGAGCGGGUGGAAAUGGGAAUUCGGAAACACAGACCUUAUGUCUGCUCCCUGCCCGUGUCCGAGCUCAUUACCGUGGAGGAAACGGACGCCCACGGGAAACACUCCGGCAGCGGCCGCUGGCAGAAAAUGGAGAAGCCCUACGCGUUCACAGUGCACUGCGUGAAGAGGGCGCGACAUCACCGCUGGAAGUGGGCGCAGGUGACCUUUUGGAGCACCGAGGAGCAGCUGUGCCAGCUGUGGCUGCAGACCCUCCGAGAGCUGCUGCAGAGGCUGACCUCGAGACCUAAGCACUUACUGGUGUUCAUCAACCCCUUUGGGGGCAAAGGCCACGGCAAGCGGAUCUACGAGAGGAAGGUGGCGCCACUCUUCACACUGGCCUCCAUCACCACCGACAUCAUCAUUACUGAACACCCCAAUCAAGCCAAGGAGACUCUGUACGAGAUGGACGUGGAUGCCUAUGACGGUAUCGUCUGCGUGGGCGGUGACGGGAUGUUCAGCGAGGUGCUGCACGGUCUGAUCGGGAGGACGCAGAAGAGCGCCGGCGUGGACCAGAACCACCCCCGGGCCGCGCUGGUCCCCAGCCCCCUCCGCAUUGGCAUCAUCCCCGCAGGCUCCACAGACUGCGUGUGCUACUCCACCGUGGGCACCAUCGACGCCGAGACUUCAGCCCUGCACAUUAUUGUAGGAGACUCGCUGGCCAUGGACGUGUCCUCUGUGCACCACGGCAGCACGCUGCUGCGGUACUCCGUGUCCCUGCUGGGCUACGGGUUCUACGGGGACCUGAUCAAGGACAGCGAGAAGAAGCGGUGGAUGGGGCUCGUCAGAUAUGACUUCUCAGGCGUGAAGACGUUCCUCUCCCAUCACUACUACGAAGGGACCGUGUCUUUCCUCCCGGCCCAGCACACCGUGGGCUCUCCCCGGGACAGGAAGGCCUGCCACGCGGGAUGUUUUGUGUGCAGGCAGAGCAAGCAGCAGCUCGAGGAAGAGCAGAAGAAAGCCUUGUAUGGCUUAGAAAAUGCUGAGGAGGUAGAGGAGUGGCAGGUCGUCUGCGGGAAGUUUCUGGCCAUCAAUGCCACAAACAUGUCCUGUGCUUGUCCCCGGAGCCCUCGGGGCCUCUCCCCAGCCGCCCACCUGGGAGAUGGGUCUUCCGACCUCAUCCUCAUCCGGAAGUGCUCCAGAUUCAACUUCCUGAGGUUCCUCGUCAGGCACACCAACCAGUGUGACCAGUUUGACUUCACUUUUGUGGAGGUGUAUCGCGUCAAGAGGUUCCAGUUCACGUCGAAGGCCCUGGAGGACGGAGCCCACGGCCUUGGGGGGCCGGGGAAGCAGCGCUUCGGGCCUCUCUGCAGCGACAGCCCCAGCUGCUGCUGCGCGGCGGCCCGCGGCGCCUGGAACUGUGACGGGGAGCUGCUGCACACCCCCGCCCUCGAGGUCAGGGUCCACUGCCAGCUGGUUCGCCUCUUUGCUCGAGGAAUCGAGGAGACUCCUAAGCAAGAGUCACCGAGCUGAGGAGCCGCUCCCUGCCGCCCGGGAAGCUCAAAAAUCAAGAAAGGACCACAGCUCAAUUAUGUUCAGACAGACAUUGACAUUUAGAAGUUUAUUUUUGAUAGUUAAAUCUUGAUUUUAGAAAAAAAAUGCCUUUGUCAACAAUCGUAAGUAGAUACCUGGCAUUCUGAGUUCUAGGAAAUCUGCGUCCCGGCAGGCAGUCCCGCCGGCUUUGCGCAUCUUCCGACGCCAGCAGUGAAGAUUCCCAAGCAGCCCACGCGAGCCGCUAUUGCAAUAAUUCCGGGACUUGGCAGGAACUGGGCUGCGGCGUGUGGACACGGGUGUCCACCGGCCACUUCGCAGUGAUGUUUUCUGGAGCUGUUUGCAGCCAGGCUUUGGAAGCAGAUGUUGAUCUCCGCCUUCGCUGGACGCUCUUGCCGUCAGGAGGUCACUCCGAUAUCCUUCUGUGUGGCGUGCGCAGACAGCAGCACAGCGCUCCAGAGCAUGUCCUCAUGCCGAGUGUGCUGGAAAUGGGCCACGUGGCCGUUAGGAACCAGCGAGCAGCUGGCACCCCGGCCGAGGGCCAUGCUGAGGCUCUGUGCUUGCUCCCAACCCCAGCUCCAGCAGCGGGUGACAGGGUCUUCCCACCUCCGGCUGGGUUACUUUGGUGCACGUCUUGAGUCGUCUUGGACCAUAUUUGUUCUUCUCUUCAUCCUGGGUUCUACAUAUUUAUUGGAAGCUCUUUCCUGUCAAUCAGAGGAGUGUGGGCGGGCGGUGUCCUGGCUGUUUGUUUUGUCUCUAGCAGAAGGGAUGGUAGCUUCCGGUCUUGGCCCUGAGGCUAGAGACCAGGACUUCUGCUGGGCCCCGCACCCUUGUUUCCAGCCCAGUGUAUAUGGUAAGAUUUACGUCAAUUAGUCUCUGUGAAGUACAAGAAUGUGCAGCUGAAACUUGAUUUGCAAGGAGGCGCUGUUACAGGUGUGCUGAACGUGGGCCC
Messenger RNA from Dipodomys ordii (Ord's kangaroo rat), 2761 nucleotides. It is a transcript of the gene Cerk, whose product is annotated as ceramide kinase. Gene Ontology annotation, molecular function: kinase activity. The transcript has 14 exons. Lineage: Eukaryota; Metazoa; Chordata; Mammalia; Rodentia; Heteromyidae. The record is from RefSeq and is a predicted model, not a curated record. Bases 1 to 1791 code for a protein of 596 amino acids.